Cyclocybe aegerita is the source of this 1950-nucleotide messenger RNA. The record is from the annotation of a GenBank genome assembly. Lineage: Eukaryota; Fungi; Basidiomycota; Agaricomycetes; Agaricales; Hemipholiotaceae.
AUGCUGUCGCUGUGGCAAAAUGCAUGUCUACGAGCUCUUGAACGAUCGUUGAGCCGGACAGCCCACUCAACAAGAUGCUCCAGCACCUCGUCACCCACAAAGGCGGCGAAACGGGCAUUGGCAAUGGAGGACUAUCCGUGCGACGUGAUACGGAACUUCUCAAUUAUUGCACACAUUGACCAUGGCAAGUCGACUCUUGCCGACCGAUUACUAGAGUUGACAGGCACAAUCCAGAAAAAGACUUCUGGGAAGAAUGAGCAGGUCCUUGACAAGUUGAAGGUGGAACGGGAACGUGGAAUUACCGUCAAGGCGCAAACGGCCAGUAUGGUUCACAAUUUUCAGGGAAAGGAAUAUCUCCUGAACCUUAUUGACACACCUGGGCAUGUCGAUUUUGCUUGGGAAGUUUCAAGGUCGCUAGCCGCUUGCCAGGGAGCGUUGCUUUUGGUCGAUGCAAGUCAAGGUGUCCAGGCUCAGUCGAUAUCCGUGUUCCAUAAUGCUCGGGAACGAGGUCUAAAGAUUAUCCCUGUCAUGAACAAAAUAGAUUUGCCUGCUGCACAACCAGAGCGAAUUGCAGCCCAAAUGCAGGCUACAUUUGGCAUUGACCCGUCCGAAAUCCUGUCAAUAUCUGCAAAAACUGGAAAAGGUGUCGAAGCUGUGUUAGAAGCAAUUUUACGACGGGUACCCCCGCCAGUAGCCCGAGCUGAAGCGCCAUUAAAAGCUUUCCUUUUCGAUUCGUUUUACGACAAAUAUCGAGGAGUUAUAUCCUUGGUCAGUCUUCAGGAUGGUGUGCUUCGUAAAGGUGAUAAAAUUGCUUCAUGUCACACUCGCAAGAAAUACGAGAUCCUCGAGUUGGGUGUUAUGCAUCCAGAGGAAGCACCAACGAAAAGUCUCAACCCCGGUCAAGUCGGUUAUAUCGCUUGCAACAUGAAGCAGUCCUCCGAAGCCCACAUUGGUGAUACGCUUCAUCGCGUGGGCGAAGCGGUGGAGCCCAUGGCUGGCUUCCAACCCGCGAAGGCUAUGGUGUUUGCUGGCGUCUAUCCUCUGGAAAAUGCUGAUUUUCCAAAGCUCGAAGAAUCGAUUAACCGACUUACCUUGACCGAUAGAAGUGUUACUGUGCAAAGAGAGUCCUCAACAGCGCUCGGUCAAGGUUGCCGGCUCGGCUUUCUAGGUACCCUUCACAUGGACGUCUUCCGCCAGCGCCUCGAGGACGAAUAUGAUGCGAAUGUCAUCAUCACCGCGCCUACCGUUCCUUAUAAAAUAAUAUAUAAGGAUAGAGAAGUUGUUAUCAGCAAUCCUACUGAUUUCCCUGAUGUUGCCGAUAUUGGAGCUCGAGUGAAAGAAGUCCAAGAGCCCGUGGUAAAGGCGUCGAUCAUCGUUCCAGAAGAAUAUUUCGGAGAGAUGAUGGAGCUGUGCUACUCCCAUCGGGCAGACGAACUGGAUCAUCGGUACCUAGAUUCGGGAACGACCAGUUCAUCGAGGAUCAUGCUGAACUGCAUCGUACCCCUUAGCGAAAUCGUAUCGGAUUUCUUUGAUCAGCUGAAGAGCAGGAGUUCCGGUUUCGCUAGUUUUGAUUAUGAGGAUGCUGGCUAUCGAAAAAGCGAUCUCGCUAAGAUGACCUUCCUACUCAACGGAAAGCCUGUCGACGCUCUGGCACUGAUCGUCCAUCGUUCUGCCCAAGAAACCGUUGGUCGACAAUGGGUAAAGAAGCUUCACAAGGUCAUUCCUCGCCAGUUGUUUGAAGUUCCCAUCCAAGCUGCCAUUGGAAAGAGGGUUAUUGCUCGAGAGACACUGAAAGCAUUGAGGGCUGAUGUUACGGCUGGGUUGUACGGCGGUCAUUACGAACGCAAGAUGAAGCACCUAGAAAACCAGAAGGAAGGAAAGCGGAGGAUGAAGCGAAUGGGCACCGUGGACGUUCCUCAAGAAGCAUUCUUCGAUAUCUUGAGCAAGUAA